Messenger RNA from Protobothrops mucrosquamatus (brown spotted pit viper), 670 nucleotides. RefSeq names its product interferon alpha-inducible protein 27-like protein 2B. Lineage: Eukaryota; Metazoa; Chordata; Lepidosauria; Squamata; Viperidae. The record is from RefSeq and is a predicted model, not a curated record. Gene Ontology annotation, cellular component: mitochondrion; membrane. The transcript is spliced from 4 exons. Bases 25 to 501 code for a protein of 158 amino acids. Gene Ontology annotation, biological process: apoptotic signaling pathway.
UCCAGACUACAUUCCCACCACAAUAUGCUUUGUGAAAUGGCGGUACUUCGCACCGGCUUCCUUCACUCUCAAGUGGGCAAAACCCCAACACUCUUAAGGGCCAUCCUCUACGGGAAUUGUGACAAGAAAGCAGAGUUGUAUUUCCAAAGGGUUACGCGACCUUGCUCUGCAUUGGAUUUGGAGAGUUUUAGCAAGAGAGGAACUGUGGAUAAAGCUGUUCGGGAUUCUAUACUUGGUGCUGCGAUUGGCCUGGGCGUUGCUGUGGUGGGCAUCCCGGCCGCAGCUGGCGUUCUGGGUUUCAGUGCUGCAGGAAUUGCGGCUGGUUCAAUUGGGGCCAAAAUGAUGUCUGCUGCUGCCAUCGCGAAUGGAGGCGGAGUGGCCGCUGGGGGCGUGGUUGCCACCCUGCAGUCCAUUGGGGCUGCAGGGGUGCCGGGUGCCGUGUCGGCAGCAACAACAGUCACAGGAGCAGCGCUGGGAGUCUUAAAGGACCUUUACGGUUGAGAGGCCAGCGGGGACACCCCCACCCUUCCAUGAAAUUAGUUUUGACUGUCAAAAGGCCUCUAAAGAAACCUGCUACCCUUCCUACCUCCUUGCUUGAAUUAUUGUAGUUAAUAGCCUACUUUCUCCUAGUGCUUUUCUUGUAAUAAAAAUACCUUUUGUCUUCCCCCCC